This is a messenger RNA of Diplodia corticola, 2853 nucleotides long. Its product is annotated as sulfatase domain-containing protein. The transcript is spliced from 3 exons. Lineage: Eukaryota; Fungi; Ascomycota; Dothideomycetes; Botryosphaeriales; Botryosphaeriaceae. The record is from RefSeq and is a predicted model, not a curated record. Bases 1 to 2853 code for a protein of 950 amino acids.
AUGGAACCUCCUUCGUUCUGGCAACUAAAGGCCAGGAGCCAGUUCACACUGUGCUUCGUCGCAUCAUUCACGGCGAAACUCAUCCACCUCUAUAGCCACCGAUCUUCACUCCCCAUAUUAUUAAUCGUUCUUUACACGCCAACCUUUCUGCUCCCCGACGUGCUCCUCCUGUUAUUCACCAAAUACGUCUAUCGUCAGAACAGAGGGAGAAUAUGCAAGGUCGUGGGGGGGCUGUACGCCCUGGUCACCGUUGCCGCCUCGGCUUCUCAGAUUUCCUUUUACAUGACGACGGGUGGUGAAGUGCAGUGGAUGGCUGCGGGUAAUCUCGCAAAGGAUCCCGGCGGCCUCCGCAUGCUUCUAUCCGAGCUCCCCAAAUUCUUCAUCACCAUAUCCGCCUUUCUUCUGGUGUCGUGGCUCAUUGCGGCCCGCUUCGAUGCUGCAACAAGCCAUGUUUGCCGACACAUCGGCCUUUCAUUCAGGAAGGUAUAUCUCCGCCUCAGAGGAAGGCCAAACGAUUACCAGCCGCUGGACGACAGUGAGGGCAAGAGCAACCCCGUCCACAACUCCAUGCCUUCGUUGCGGAAGGCGGCCGGAUCCUGCGUCUCCGCACUGACCGUGAUCAUCACUGUGCUUAUCCUACAAACCGUCCGUCCGAGAAACCCGCCUUAUGCUCACAUGAGCGGCUCCCUUCCCGUUACGCUUUUCGAAUCUCUCUUCUUUAGCCCGAUCAACCCUGACUUCUGCCUGCCCUACCCUACCCACCGCAUCGAGUUUCCCUUUGAAGAGUACGCAAAACUAUCCGGACACGCGCCGCCGGCCGGAUGGAAGCCGCUCACCGAGGAAUGCCGUCACCAUGGCCCACCUUCGCCCAUUCACCACAUCGCAUUUGAAGAGGCUACGCAUACGACUUUGGAAGCGAGAGAAGAUGGUCCACCGCAUGGUCCUCCACACGGUCCGCCACACGAUCAUCCCGAGCAUGGGCAUCGGCAUGGGCAUCAAGGUGGCUACGAUCCUUCGUGCGACCCGCUCAAGCUGUCAAACUUGAACGAGAGUCCACUGGACCCGCUCGUGGAAGCCAUCAAGAAAGACAAUCCUUUGAUUCAGCAUGUCCUUCUCGUUACCAUGGAAAGCACGCGCAAGGACCUGUUCCCGUUGAAAAAGGGCAGUGCCGUCUACAACAGCAUCCUCUCGUCAUACGGCACCAACGCCCCGCCCGAAGUUGAACAAGAGCUGGACAAGAAGCUAAACAACCUGACCAGAACCGCUGCUUUCCUGACCGGCGAAUCCUCCGGCCUUGGCAACGACGAGGCGCACGAAGGACUCGGCCCAUGGACCUCACACUUCCGCGCCGGCCACGGAGGAAUCAACGUCCAACAAGCAGUAACCGGCAGCGCCUUCACGCUCAAAAGCCUCGUCACCAGCCACUGCGGCAUCGACCCCUUGCCGGUCGACUUCACCGAAGAAGUGCGGGGGCGCAUGUACCAGCCGUGCUUCCCGCACAUCGUCAGCCUGUUCAACAAAGCCCAACAGGAGCAGGAGGAGGCCGCCGGCUCGACCGACAGCUCUGCCCACAACCAAAGCCGCUGGGACGCCGCGCUGGUGCAGAGCAUCACCGACCAAUGGGACUCGCAGUACACGCUGGACGACCAGAUGGGCUUCCCCGCCUCCAACAUCAUCCUCGACACGACGCUCGAAGACCCCUCCGCAGCACACUACCCGCCCAAAGAGCCCCGCUGCAACUACUUUGGCUACCCGGAAACCGAAUCCCUUCCCUACCUGCGCGACAUGUUCGUCAACGCCACCGCCCACGGCCGGCGCCUCUGGGCGAGCCACAUUACCAGCACGACGCACCACCCGUACGCCGUGCCCGCCGCGUGGGCCGCCUCGGGCAACGUCGACGCCUUCGUCGCUUCGCGGCGCUUCGCGGCCGGCGGGCUCGAGAGCGAGGAGUUCGACCGGUACCUCAACACGGUCAAGUACCAAGACCGCUACCUGGACACGCUGAUGACGAUGCUGCACGACGUCGGCGCGCUGAACUCCACGCUCGUCGUCCUCGUCGGCGACCACGGCCUCGCCUUCACCACGCCCGACGGCUCCAAGUCGACGUUCGAGAACGGCCACGUCGCAAACUUCGCCAUCCCCCUCGCCUUCGUCCACCCCGCCCUGCCCCGCCUCCAGCUCGCCGUCCAGACCUCCCCCACCAGCAUCCUCCCCACCGUGCUCGACCUCCUCCUGCAGACGGCGUCGCUGGGCGACGGCGCCGCCGGCGUCGCCGAGGCCCUGCUGCCGCGCUACCAGGGCCAGUCGAUGGCGCGGGCCCAGCACCGGUGGAGCGUGCCGACGACAGCUACUACUAGCAGCAGCCCGUCAACCGCGCCGGAGCACGAGCACGAGCACGAUUACGCCUCUAGCCCGCCGCAGCAAAACUCCACGCACUGGCCGACAUCGUCGUCGACAAACGGCAACACCACCACCGGCCCCCAGCCCUUCCACUUCUCCGUCAUCAACCCGGGCGGGUCGCUGCUGGCGAUCGCGCAGGAGGGGUCGCCCUUCCGGCUGAUGCUGCCGCUGUGCUCGACGCUGCCGCUGCGGUUCACGGACGUGGCGGCGUCGCCGCACGAGGCGGAGGAGCUGGUGGCGUGGAGCGCGGGGGCAGUCGUGGACGCGGUGAGGGCGCGGCACGGCGAGCGCGCGGCGGAGUGGGUCGAUCUCGCGCGGAAGCUGGGCGAGUGGUGGGUGUGGGAGACGAGGGGCAGGUGGGGGUACGACGAGCCGGCGCGGAGUACGGAUAGGGGGGCGGGCGGGGCGGGGGCGGUGGGGAGGGUCAAGAAGGGGCAUUGGUGGGAGACGUGA